CAUAGUACCAACAACAAUUAAAUUGACAUAAAAUUGUUUUCUUUGAUUACUUUUUGAGCAAUGCUGGUGUAAUUUAGAGACCAAUUGUUUUCUAUAUGCAACCAGGUGCACAAUUAGCCAUGGCCACCACAACCAGCGGUAACGGUAAGGCCAAUAUCGAACGCCUCUGCCGUAUUUGCUUGCGUCAGGUGGGCGAGGAGCAGCAGUUUCACUUCAUCUACGACGAUGCCCCCAUGGAGCAGGGAGCCAAUUUGGUUGAAAUACUCAACGCCUGCACAAGCUACAUGUGCGAACGCUCGGAGGAUGCCCCUGCCAAAAUGCCACAUCACAUUUGCGAGGAAUGCCUUAAGGCAGCCUGCCAAGCUUAUCGCUUUAAGCGUGAGGCAGAGAAAUCCUAUUGCUCUCUUAUGUCGUUGCUGGGCCUGGAGCCGGCACUCAAACAUAAUGAAGUGAGUACACAAACAGAACAGGUGGCUCUCUUGCCAUGUGAGAUGUGCCACGAUAAGUUCCUCAAUAGCCUGGAGCUGCGUUUGCAUAGAAAUCGUGAGCAUAGCGGCCAAAAGGGAUCACCUGCGGAGGAAUUCAAAUGCAAAUUCUGUCCCCAGCAGUUCCAAAAGUUGCGCCAACUGCGCAGUCAUUUGUCACGCAUCCAUGACCAAGUGGACCGGGUUCAAUGUAACUUAUGCGAUCGAGCCUUUAGUCGGCGAGAUCAUUUGCAGCGGCACAUGAAAAAUAUGCACAAAUCACAAAAAUCCGAGGAGGAUGAGCAACCCAUAGACCCCGAUGGACCAGAUGAGCUGGAAUCCGUUGAGGUCUUGCUGGAUGACGUUGCCGUGGGGGAGGAGGAAGGCGAGUUGGGUAAUGAUCAGUGCAAUACGAAUCCCAUUUCUAGUAAUGAAGAGUCUGACGACGACAAUGAUGAGGCGAAAGAAUCACUUUGGCUUAACAUUAAACCAGAGCCUUGUUUAGAAGCAGAGCCGGAGGCGGAACAAGUGAAUGUCAAAGCGACUAAAAGACGUAGGAAAAAAGCAGAACAAGCAGAAGCCUUGGAGACCACAGAGGCAGAGGUCAAGGCUGAGCCAUUGGCCCAUGUUGAGUCAGUGUUGCACAUUAAACAGGAAAGUCAAAUGGGUCCCAGCGAGGAAGAGAAUGCCACUGUCCAAAUACCAACAAAAACUCUACCCAGCGAUGAGGAUGAAGAAGAGAUGGAUGACGAUGAUGAGACUUAUGAAUUCGGUGACGAAGAAAGCCCUCUUGACGACGACGAUGAUGAUGAUGAUGAGGAUGAGGGGGGCGUCGGCGGCACUGACGAUGAGAAUGACAACAAUGAUGGUCAAUCUAAGCCCAAGGUGGAAAUCGUUCGAGAAUAUCUACAGAAAUCAAAGAAACCCAAACGCCGACGUCGCCGCAAUCGUGAUGAAAGUGAACCCAAUCCUGAAAAUCGUUGCGAUGUCUGUCAACGAACCUUUUCCCGCCAUUGUCAUUUGCUGCGACACAAGCUCUCCCAUCUGGAGAAGAAACCGCACAGUUGUCCCCAUUGUCCCAAGGCUUUUGCCCGAAGCGAUCACUUGAAGGCCCAUGUCCAAAGUCUGCAUAGUAGCAAGGAGCACAAAUGCGAAUUGUGCCAGGCGGCAUUUGCUCGGUCAGAAGCUUUGGAGCGCCACAAACUGAGUCGACACAACGGCGUCGGCGUGCCAGAGGGCAGUGAGCUAAAACAUCAGCUGGAACACACCUGUGAAUACUGUUCGAAGCGUUUCUCCAGUAAGACAUACUUGCGAAAGCAUACACUUCUUCACACCGACUUCCUGUAUGCCUGUAAGAGCUGUGAGGAGACCUUUAAGGAGCGCCAGCAAUUACGUGAGCACGAGAAGACCCAUACGGGUCAAAGGAAUUUUCUUUGUUGCAUUUGUGGUGAUAGUUUUGCACGUAAUGAUUAUCUGCGGGUUCACAUGCGUCGGCAUAAUGGUGAAAAGCCAUACAAGUGCCGUUAUUGCGUCAAGGCUUUUCCUCGAGCCACCGAUCUCAAGGUUCAUGAGCGCUAUCACACUGGCACCAAGCCGAAUUUGUGCAAUACCUGCGGCAAGAGCUUCCAUCGUGCCUAUAAUCUCACCAUUCACAUGCGCACCCAUACGGGUGAGCGACCCUACAAAUGCGACCAGUGUCCCAAGAGUUUUACCCAGAGUAACGAUCUCAAGGCCCAUAUACGUCGUCAUACGGGCGAGCGUUACAAGUGUCCGCACUGUGACGCCUAUUUCCUGCAGUUAUAUAAUAUGCGUAAUCACUGCCUCAGUGCCCAUAAUAAGCACAUUGAGACAAAAACGGGUCGUCUACAACGCACCGGACUCCUGGACGAGGGCAAUCAAUCGCAUUUCACCACGGUAGUAAUGCCGCCAGGUCGUUAUCAAGAGAAUCAUCAUCAACAAAUAAAUCACACAAAUCAAUCCCAAACGCAUUUGACAGCGACCUCGACUGCGGUGCUUCAUUCACCGACUUCGGUUAGUGGCGGUGGCAGCGGCGGUGGUGUCUAUAAUUCCACAACCACUGCCACAUCCCUGACUACCACGGGAACAACUGUUCCGGCAACUGCAGGCCCUGUUGCCAAUUUGGAUGGAGCUAGUUUUCCCUCAACAGCAGCCCCAGCCUUUGGGGCAUUUAAUUUUCCACCUGUUGUAAUGGCCCAUCUCAUGUAUAAUCAUAGUGGAGUCGGCGGCGGAGGCAGCAGUAGCCAGCAUAGUCAACAGAGUAAUGCCAGUGGCAGUGAAUCGGCUGGUAAAUAGCCACUGCACCAUCAUCAUCCCAUUUGUAAUUCCAAUUUAGAGUUUACAUUUCACCCAUUAGUGGAUAUUUUUUUUAGAUUUCAUUUUAACAUUUGACAAUUUAAACUUGAUUGAGAAUAAACAACAAAAAAAAAUGCAUGUAUAUAUUAAUCCUAUAUACAUACUGCAUACUUACUCUACAUACACAUA
Drosophila willistoni is the source of this 2966-nucleotide messenger RNA. RefSeq names its product zinc finger protein with KRAB and SCAN domains 7. The record is from RefSeq and is a predicted model, not a curated record. The transcript is spliced from 4 exons. Lineage: Eukaryota; Metazoa; Arthropoda; Insecta; Diptera; Drosophilidae. Bases 96 to 2777 code for a protein of 893 amino acids. Gene Ontology annotation, cellular component: nucleus. Gene Ontology annotation, molecular function: zinc ion binding.